This is a messenger RNA of Zasmidium cellare ATCC 36951, 1197 nucleotides long. RefSeq lists its product as uncharacterized. The transcript is spliced from 6 exons. The coding region runs from base 1 to 1197 and encodes 398 amino acids. Lineage: Eukaryota; Fungi; Ascomycota; Dothideomycetes; Mycosphaerellales; Mycosphaerellaceae. The record is from RefSeq and is a predicted model, not a curated record.
AUGUGGAGGGUCUCCAGGCCCCAGGCCGUCAAGGCAGGCUCCUGCGUCGACGCUACACUCUGCAAUAAAAGAGUUACUAUCACCGCAGUCGCAGUACCUGUCGUUUACUCCGCAUGGCGCACUUACGUUCCCGAAGAGAAAUCGCAGCUGCAGACGGCCUGGCGAUCGAACAAGGACGAGACCGAUACACCGCUCUGUUGGAAGUGCAAUCCCGACCCAACAGCUAAGAACGUAGCGACUUGCUGGUAUUUAAGUGCUGAACGUGCGGCCAUAACCGUGCGAGUACAGCUCGUUGCUCAAGGAGCUACUUGGCACACCCUCACACCUGCGAAAUUCAAGGACCGUUCAAUCCUGAACAGCGAGGCUGCAGCCUCGAGACUUUUCUGCCCGUUCCUGCCCAAGUGGGCGUUGUUCUCCACUCCACUAACCCUAAGCACCUCGCUGACACCUGCCAAUGCACUCGCACUGUCGCAGCGGGGCUUUCAGUUGAUGGAAGAUGCCCCAGGUCGGAUCGUCCGAUGCCCAGAAACUGGCGGUACCCGGCUGGAAAGGCUGGUAGUCGCAAGGAGACAUGCAAGCUUCGUCAUUGCCCCACUUCCGUUCGUAACGUCACCCUCUCGAGCAUACAUACAUAUUCCGUGCCACGUCCGCACAUACAGCAUUCAUGCGCCAUUACCUGAUCUGCAGCGCACCAUGGACGAGGCCGCAAUCCAGCGCAAGCGAAGAUAUUUUGCCGUGUGCUGUACUGUGCCGGUAUCAGAUGAGGUUCUUAGCAACUUCUUAGAUCGGGCCUACAACGAGGAGGGGGGCGGCGACCCUCUUCUCGUCAUCGUCGAGCAUCUGGACUUGAAGUACGAGGACCCCACUGAGCCUCCCUGUCAUGUCUCCUCCUUCCCUUUCGAGCAAAAGACUCCCGCACAAUGUCGCGAUCUCCUCCGACAGCACGUUCAGGAACAGGAUUCGGACAUCGAGCCAGAUCUGUUUGUCAUGAUCGAUCAGAGGACGCUUGAGGACUCCACUGUCCUGGUGCUGGACGGCGACUCUGACGGAGACUCUCAGCUGCGUUCACUUCGCGUGUACAUGCAAUUCGCGACCCUGUUCCUCGCAAGCGCUGACGUGGGCAACACUACGGUGGAGGAGUCUAAUGAAGACGUUUGUGAUUGUGGCAAUGGAGUCUGGCCCCGCCCAUUGCAGUGA